Molecule: messenger RNA, 3024 nt
Organism: Cladocopium goreaui
Lineage: Eukaryota; Dinophyceae; Suessiales; Symbiodiniaceae
Source: the annotation of a GenBank genome assembly
AUGUUUCAGCCAUUGGCCAGCACUGAAUCACCUGCCUUCAUGGCGGAAGUGCGCACAGACUCCGAAGAAACGGAGGAGCUUUUGCCGCGGCGUUCCGAAAAGCGCUGCACUGGAAGAUGGGCUGCAAGUGUGCUCGCAUCCCUUGGGCUAAGUCUUGUCUCUCUAGCACUUGCGCUAGGUCCGCUAGGUCAGGGAUUUCGCAGGACCAGCAAGACGAAUGGCUUUUUGAGGCUCGCACUUGAUCAGCAGGAACUACAAAAUUGCUUUCAGCAAGGCAUGUUUUAUGACAAGCCGCGGCUUCUACCCGCCACCGAACGCACGAUAGAGUUGAGUGCGGAGCUUUGCCAAGAGAGAUGCCAAGGAGUCGAUGGCUGUGCCCACUUUACUUUUUGGCCCGAUGGGGGAUGCCUACUUUCGGGACCCGAGUCUGUGCUGCAGGCUGCACCUAUGAAGUUCUCUGCGACUAUUACAGGGCCCAAGUACUGCCAAGAGGCAAUUGAAAAAGCAACAGCAGUGAUCGAGGAAAGUAAAGUUGAAACAGCUGGCUUUCACGAGGAUUUGCCCAGUUCCUGGGAUGCUGGCAAGUUUCAAGUGGUCGACAUGGCCAAGCAGAGCAUUCUGGACAUCGCGCAGGAUGCAGAGGAAGCAGCAAAGACUGCAGCGGCACAGUCGGCACUUCCUGUAUCAGCUGGUGUGAAUGGCAGCACUUGCGCCAUGUAUCCAGCCUGUGUUGCUGUUGGAAUUUCGCAAGGCGAUUGCUGCCCGAACCAGGACCAUGUAACACUGGGUUGCUGCGAUGGAUUUCCGAAGACUGCGGAGGAGGUGAAGAUUAGCCCAGGGACCGAGUGUGCCAAGUUUCCUGCCUGUGCAGCCGCGAACAUGACUGGGGCUUGCUGCCCCACAGCUGAGGGUCUGUCUUCGCCUUCGCCCGUGAGACGCUUCCUCCACUGGGGAAGUCGCAAGGAGUCGGUUGCGAUUGGUGACUCCGACUUUCCGAAGACUGCGAAACCCCAGAUUGUGCCAGCUGGAGAGGGCAGGAGCACUGCGCUUGAAGUUUGGCCUGAAAAAUGGGGCAUUACUGUGAAGCAGUUUGCCAGAUUAUUGGACGAAUGCCGCGAAGACCCAGACUGGACUGACGAGUUCACGGUAGCAGACCUUGUGCAAAAAUAUGUGAUCCCCAUGACGCGAGGUACAGGCUUGAGCUAUGCGGUGUUGGUGAAUGCCAACAGUCCCAAGGAGGUUGAUGUAAUGAUCUCCCAUGCUUGGGCAGAGAAUGCCUUGGACUUCUGCCGUACCCUGGAACGUUCUGUCCAAUAUGAAGAGUCACUCUUCAUUUGUGCGCUGUCCCUAUACCAAUGCGAGGACAAUUGCGGCCCCACUAUCGCGGAGCAGCUGGGGACAUAUCCACAGGAGAGCCCUUUCCAUCGUGUGCUACAGAGAAUCCAUGACAGAGGAAAAGAAAUCGAGAAGUCUGGAGGCUGGUGGCGGCAAUCAGUUGUAUUGAUUCGAAUUCCCUGGAUAUUGCUGAUCAUUUCCGUGACUUGUGUUUUUACUCCUGUUGUAAUCAAAGGCUGCAUACCUAUGCAUACCACAUGCGCCUACGGGACCUGCAAGCCAUUGUUUGAAUUUCUGCCGAUCUAUGUUUGGGAAUGGACUUUCAAGCCAUUGGAAGGCCAUAUGUAUGCCUUCGUGUGCAUUGGCCACAUUGUUGGAGUUGUGACCGUUCUUGCAUUUGUCGUGUUACAGCUUCUGCAGCGAACUGGGCACCUUUUCAAGGGACGUAUGGUUGCUGUGCCCAAUCACAACUGCGAGAUGUACACCCGGCUGUGGUGCGUUUUCGAGAUGUUUGUUGCACAAACCUUACUGGUGCCCGUGAAGCUGGCAAACACGCUGGCUUCCGCGGGCGAAGUGAAUUCUGCCAAUGCCCAGUGCAGCAAAGUGGAGGAUGCCAAAAAGAUUGAUGAACAAAUUCGGCAAUAUCACUUCGCAGAUGAAGAGUCAGACGAGGAUGCUGGCUAUGAGAUGCUAGAUGAGGCAAUCCGUGAAGUCAACAACAAGGCGUGGUCGAGGGCUUUCUUCAUUCUGGUGCUCCAGGCAGGUCCUUUGGCCUUUUGCCUAAUGUGUACUGUCAGAUUGAUCAAGAAAGGCUCAAUGCAUUGGUGGGAAGAGCAGGCUUCGCACCGUGGAGGUGUGGACUGGUAUCAUCAUGUCCUAUACUUAGCUUCUCAUGGCCGCUUGGGCUAUGACCUCUUUUGCCACGAAGUAUUUGAAGCCUCCCCGAAGGCAAUGUGGUCCUGGCUUCUGAUCCUGGGGACCCUGAUUGGUUACUGGGUAGUGCUCAGCUGCAUGGUCUAUGUCGCCAAAAAGGCUCAGGGCCACUUGAGCUUCUGUCGCAUUGCCAGCGUGGCCUUGGGCCUCAUCUUCAUUGAGGUGGUGCUGAAUAUUUCCAUAGUGCUGGCAGAACAUUUCGUGGGAGUGUGUAAAUAUCAUCCGUACCGAUUCAACUGGUUUGUGCUGGGCUUUACGGCUGCGAUCUCCCAGGGCUCAUUGAUUCUCUUCUUGCUGGUCUUGGUCAAUGGACUUCGGUAUGUUGUGCUAGGUCCACCAGCUUUGCUGGGGAAAGGUGCUGAGACUGGCGUGAAGGUAUGCCUGGGAUUGGCAGGAUUAAUCGCCUUCUUCUUCAUCAUGUUUUUCACCUGCCGCGCGCACCAUCCAGAGCACUGGUUCCCAACCAUUGUGGUCAACGGAGCCUUGAUUUAUGGGUGGCUCUUGGGACCUUUGGGGAUCCUGUUGGCCAAUGGAGUUCGCUUCGGAGUCAGAUUUAAUCCAUCAACGAGCCUUGGAGGUUGCCGACAUUCACGACAAAUUGAAUAUGACGAGGUUUCACAUAGCAGCAGUUCUGGCGACUCGACGGCAUUUCACCACUUUUCACCGACAAAAAAUCCGAGGAACUCAUGGCAUUGCUGUGGCUCAGCCAUGCUCAGCCAUCCAGCCUCAGGCUACAGUGAUGAGGAUGUCAAGUAG